Messenger RNA from Epinephelus moara (kelp grouper), 707 nucleotides. Its product is annotated as peptide YY-like. NCBI's taxonomy places the organism in Eukaryota, Metazoa, Chordata, Actinopteri, Perciformes, Serranidae. Gene Ontology annotation, biological process: feeding behavior; neuropeptide signaling pathway. Gene Ontology annotation, cellular component: extracellular region. The record is from RefSeq and is a predicted model, not a curated record. The transcript has 5 exons. Gene Ontology annotation, molecular function: neuropeptide Y receptor binding; neuropeptide hormone activity. Bases 124 to 423 code for a protein of 99 amino acids.
UUUACAACUUCUUUGUGACUUUGGACGCAUCCUUUUCUAUCCCUGCAAUGUUGAGAAUCUGACAGAGGCACCUUGGACGGCGAGAAACCCAGCUACAGCUGAAUUUUCAAGUGUUGCUUAGUGAUGAUUCGCUCCAGUGCUGUGAUGUCGCUGAGUAUUCUGGCUUUCUGCCUGCUGGCUUGUAUUCACUCUGGCAUAAAUGCAUAUCCGGCCAAGCCUGCCAGUCCCCGGGAAGGCGCACCACCUGAGGAGCUCGCCAAAUAUUACUCUGCUCUAAGACACUACAUCAAUCUAAUUACAAGACAAAGGUAUGGGAAAAGAGACACCCCAGAUACUUUGUUUUCAGAUGUGCUGGUGAGCGAGAGCAGAGAGAGUUUUCCAGGAUCAAACUAUGUCAGGUAUGAUGGGCUGCCACUGUGGUGAUGCUGCUGCGGCUGUCAUAUCCAGGCUGACUUCACCACAAAGCUGCUGCCAAGCCUGUUAAUGACAUGAAAUGAACUUGUACUGCAUGGAAUAAACAUUGUGUAAUGCAACUACUAUGGUCUAUAAUGUUGCCACUGCUACUCUGAAACAUGCUAUUGACAUGUUGACCCAUUGUUUCACUCGGGCUCAUGUAGCUUGACAGAUACCGAGUGGAGCCCUGCCUGUAUACAGUGUGUGUCAUUCUCUAAUGGAGUAACAGUGCUCUCUACUGGUAAACGGGCAUC